Molecule: messenger RNA, 2115 nt
Organism: Lycium barbarum (goji berry)
Lineage: Eukaryota; Viridiplantae; Streptophyta; Magnoliopsida; Solanales; Solanaceae
Exons: 7
Coding region: 758-1960 (400 amino acids)
Source: RefSeq, a predicted model, not a curated record
CUAAAUACUUGUUGUUUUCUUUUGUGGGGUGUGCUUCUUGAUCAUGUUGCUUAUGAUAUUUAUUUGUUUCUAUGAAGAAUUUGUAUAUACUGAGUUUUGGUGGUGGGUUUUAUUUUAUGUGUUUAUAUUUUUGAAAGGAUGGUUAGAGCCUAGAGGUAUCUUCUGUAUGUGAAGUUAUAGGGUUUUAGGUAAAUUAGCUUGCUUUCUGUCCUUUUUUUUUUUUUUUUUUUGAUGAAUUAUUUCAUGGGUUUGGAAUUCUUUUGUUGGAAAUUUGGUAUGAGGUGUAUGUUUGGGUAAUAAGGAAGCCUUUUGUUGACUUUGGCUGACCAAAAUGGCUUUGGAAUCUUGAUAGCUAUAGAGAUAUUCCAUUCUGUCUAUGUGUAGGCUAAAAAGUUCAUCUAAAUACAUGAAACAGAUGUUACAAGAAAGUAUACCUAUACAAGUCUUUUAAGGAUUUUGUACGGCGAAGUCAUUAAAAGACACUCAAUUAAGGAACCCCUUGGAUGCACUUUGCUGCCAUCAUCAUCUCAUAUAAAAAAGUUCCUUCCUUGUCUAUGCAAUUGUCUAAAAAAUCUGUUUUUCUAAUGAAUUUGUGAAAUAAUGGUUGGAAGUUUUUGAUUGUUGGAACCCGGGGAGAUCUUAUCUGUACGUUCAAGUUCUAGUGGUGCUGCAUCUUGUUGAAUUCUGGAGUUGAAAGCUAUAUCAUUUUGCAGCACUAACUUCAUUGAAUCUUGGAAAGUUGUCAAAGUGUUAUGCGAUGGAUAUGAAAGGUAUAUCAUGGGUCGGAAAUAUAUACCAGAAAUUUGAAGCUAUGUGUUUGGAGAUGGAAGAGGCUAUGUACCAGGAUACAGUUAGAUAUGUUGAGAAUCAGGUGCAGACUGUUGGUGCAAGUGUCAAGAGGUUUUAUUCAGACGCGAUGCUAGAUUUGCAUCCUCAAUUUAACAUAGAUCCUGUGAAAGUCGCAGCUGCUGACUUGUCUAUUAACCCUUAUGCUCACACUGAAAUCAAAAAGAAGCUGAAAGCAAACCUUAAAGGACACCCUAGGGGAAUUAGUAAGGAAUUAAUUGAUGAUACUCAAGUGAUCAAGGGGAAAAGCAAAAGUGGAGGAGUUUAUAGACGUCAAAGUGUUGGGAUCAAAGAGAUCGUCAGGGAUACUCAUUCUCCAUCUAAGAAGUCGGCCGCUCUCCCUCUCAUAUCGAGGGAUGCAAUUAAAUGGUCCUCACAUUCUAAGGUCAGGGGAGGUUUUGAAGUGGCAUCUGACCACAUGACCAUUUCGCCCUUGGCCUCAGUUAAAGAACCUGACUCUGUAGAAGCAGGAAAGGAGGUUUCCGACCAUAUUAUAAGUACAAAGAUGCCUGCUGCUGGUAUAUCCAUUAAUGCUGCAGCUUCGGACACGAGCUUAUCAGUUGACUGUGGUGGACAGAACCAAGCAGAUGUCAGCAACACUUCUUCUGCUGGUGACUUGCUAUCAGACUCUCAUGCAGAUAGGUGCACGGACAAGGAGUUGGCUAGUGAGAUUGCAUCACAAAUUAGCAGCAAUACUCACGACGAUAAUGUUGCUAAGGAGGAGAUAAAUGAGUCCUGCAAAGAAGGAUCAGAUAGAUCUUGUUCUGCUACACCCAAGAAUUAUGACUUGAUCGAGUCCGAUGUGGAAAUUGUUGAGCGUUAUGAUGUAUCAAAAUCGGACGAAGCAUGUGUCAUGGUAGAAAUGGAUAGGCUUCAUGGUCCACAGAGCUUAGUCAAACGGAAGUCGUACAAGAAGAAGCUCCGCCAAGUGUUUUCCACGAAAAAGAAGUCGAUGAGGAAAGAGUAUGAGCAGCUUGGAGCAUUACAUGGAGAUCAACAGCCUAACAUAGAGGCUGAAGAUGACAAGGUGAUGGAGGUUCACGCCGCGAACUUGAACUCAAAGAAGUUGUCAUCAGCUAAUGAUCAUUCUGAAUCUGAGUGGGAGUUUCUCUAGAUAUGAUGCAUUGCUGCUAUAAAAUUGUAAUGUUGUUUUUGCCAAUCAAUAGAUGGCUUUGUACAUAAAACCAAUAUAGUAAGAGGAAGAUCCUGGUGUUGUUAUGAUACGCUAAUUAUUUCUCUUAAAGAAAAGGUGAUGACUAAGUGAACAUA